AUGGAUUACGAAGAGAUUCUAUUCGGUUUACAACCGAUUCUUAAUGCAUCGUCAAUUAAAGAUGUGCCGAUGAACGAUGUUUACCUAGAGAGUUACCUAACCGUGAUGGACCAAUUGGCUGUUUCAUUGAGGGAGCCGACUAAUAGAGAUAUUGUUGGUAAGACGGGGCUACUAUCAAACCUGGUAAUGGUGUUAGAACAAACACUUGAUUUUUGCUUUCAUGACACGAAUAUAUCUAAUAAUGAUAAAACUGCUUUAUAUAAGAUCAGUUCCGAAAUGAUUAGAUGUAUUGCUAAUGCAAUAAGUGACAAUGACAAUAAUCGAGAAAUUCUUUCCUGUAUAGAGGGAAGGAAACUUCUCAACUAUUAUAUAGGUGGGAUACUAAAAUUAAGUCAAAUUUCUUCUGACGAUACCGAGUACAGUUUGCUAGAUGAACUGCAGAUGAGGUCGGUUGUGUUAUUAAGAAACUUUUGCAUUGGAAAUGUCACAUUUACAAAAAAGGUGGCUUCAUUCAUCAGAGGUCCAUUAUUUAUCAUGUUAAAGACCACCCAGUAUACCUAUUUGACAUCUCCCGACAAAGUUACUUUGGGGUCGGAUUUAUUAAACAGUCUUUUACAAGUCAAUUAUAAAAAUGUCCCGAUCAAUGACCUAUUGUUCUUAAGCCAGAAUAUCAAAAAAAUUUCUUCUAACAUGAAAAAUGAGGAACUGCCAGUAAUGGAAGAUGAAACAUUUAAAGUCCAUUCUUGUACUGACACCCGAGAGUUCACUAGUCAAAACGUUAAAGACGAGGGGGAAGAAGAAGACGAAGAAGAAGUUAAUUGUGAGUUGCUCUUAAACCUAUCAGCAUGUCUAGAGACCAUAGUCGUAAAAGAUGAAAGUAUUGACUUUACAAAUGAAGAAGAUCUUGUGCUUAAUGUACAAAAGAAUCUAUUAUUGUCAUUAGAUUGCUUAGAAUUGAAAACAUUCAAUGAUAAGCUUAUUGUAAUGAGAAGACUUGUAUCAUGUGCUGGAAACAUAUCCGCUAAUUUAACUAACUCAAACAAGAUAGAGCAGCCAUUAUGCAUCGAGGUCAUCAGGAGCUCCCCAGGGAGUUAUGCUUCUGCUGCUGCCUUGAUUAUUUUAUGUAAUUCUGUUACAUCCAAGACUGAUGCGGUCGCAUUAUUGAAACUCGUAUCUCUUACCGAACUGGUUGCGGUCGGCAGCUCAUUCAAAGACCCAUUUCAAUACCAAGGUCUUCUAGACUUGCUAAGAAAGCUGCUAAACCUAGAAAACGCAAUGUGGUUGGAUGUCAAAGAUCUUUCUACUUUGUUUUCAAUUAUGAAAAAGUGUCACGAACAAGCUAAAUAUUAUAACCACUUGAGACCGUUACUAUCAAAAUUAUUAAACAAAGCUCUAGCGGUACUACCGAGUUCAAAACUGCGAAGCUUAAUGGACAAUGAUUCAACAAUCAUGCCUUUUAUAGCAAAACAUGGAACAUUAGCGUCCUGCAUUGCAAUGGAUAAGCUACUAGUUUCUACAAAGGCCGACCCUGCAGAAUGUUUUACACCAUUAUGGGAUUCAAUCUUCACAUUCCAAAAUUUAGGUCAACCAGAACAACUGCCUAUCUCCGAUUUGUUUCAUAUUACAAAAACAGUUGGAAUUUACUUGAAGGAUUCAAGUGCGGCGACUAAAGUCAAUCCGGUUGAAAAUAUAUUAGUCAAAAACUAUGCUGAAAAACUAAUUAUAAUAUUAGAGACGAUUCUCUCACUAAAAGAAAAUCAAGAUAAAGGUAGUGAAAGCUGCUUCAACAAUGGGAAAUUUAUGGCCGGUAUGAUAUUAGAAAUUUUGAAAAACACUGUAUACUUGACGCCAGAAGAAGUCAAUUUAAAAGAGCUUGCCAAUUCGUUCUUCUAG
This is a messenger RNA of Saccharomyces mikatae IFO 1815, 1893 nucleotides long. RefSeq names its product Bem4p (gene BEM4). Gene Ontology annotation, cellular component: cytosol. The transcript has a single exon. Gene Ontology annotation, biological process: positive regulation of GTPase activity. The record is from RefSeq and is a predicted model, not a curated record. Gene Ontology annotation, molecular function: guanyl-nucleotide exchange factor activity. Bases 1 to 1893 code for a protein of 630 amino acids. Lineage: Eukaryota; Fungi; Ascomycota; Saccharomycetes; Saccharomycetales; Saccharomycetaceae.